UGCAUACGUAUCACAGCUGGCCGCUGAUGUUUUCCAGAUGUGUUUGAGAGUCAAGGCAAGUUUAAAGAGAGCUAUUGCUGCAGAGGUUGUGACAGUGGCGCUGACCCUCCAGAGAUCUCCUGUAUUCUCCCAAGAAGUUGCUCUAGUCCAUUCACUAAUCGGACCCUGGGGAAAAUGCAAGGAAGAACUUUGAUCUUGGUGAUAUUUUCCACCCAUGUGUGUUCCACUGUGCUGUCCAAAAGGAAUACAGUUCUCUUCCCGUCUGCACAGAGGUUAAAAAGAGAUCUAGAUUCCGACAUUCCCGUUAAUCCGGUGUUCCAGAGGUCAACGAAAGAUGUGGAGCUGCUUUACGAGUUUCUGUGGGAUGGCUUGAACUUUGAGGACAACUUCAGGUGCUCGCUGAAGGACAAGGAACUCAUGUCGAUGAGGGCAGGAAAGAAGUUCAACGUCUUGGUCAACACCAUCAUCCCCAAGAAUAUUUCUGACAUCCGGAGACUAACUCACAAACUGUCCGAGCACCAAGGGCAGCUCAAGCCCGCCGACUUCGAGAGGAUACUCUUGACUUUGGUCUUCACAGCUUACCGCACGUCAAAAUCCCAGGGACAUCAACAGGACACCUGGGCAGAGUCGUUAGUGAAUAUUUUCAAGGCUUUAAGACAUGAUUUAAUGCUUUAAUUACAUCGAGUUUGCGGGCAAUGGACGUAAAGAAAAAGGCUUUUAAUUCCAAUUCUAACUCACGAAAACUUCAUUCUCCUCCCGUUGUAUAUCAGUCCAGAUGGUAUCUCUUGUUUCCUGAAUAUAUGUCAUGCUUUCCAGUACAACUCUUUGU
Molecule: messenger RNA, 829 nt
Organism: Amblyraja radiata (thorny skate)
Lineage: Eukaryota; Metazoa; Chordata; Chondrichthyes; Rajiformes; Rajidae
Product: protein FAM180A
Exons: 3
Coding region: 175-675 (166 amino acids)
Source: RefSeq, a predicted model, not a curated record